AUGCGCGCACCGUCUCCGCUCCUGCGGAGCUUGAGCUCCAAAACAUCGCUAUCGCUGCCUUACUCGCGACGAUUUCUCACGCCUCGCUUUCCAAUUACAGUCACCUCUAAAACUUCUCUCAGGACAGUUGCGAGCUAUACGCAUCCGCAUCAUGCCUCGGCCAUAUCGGUUCUGCCCACGGCGGUGGACACGUCCUCACCUGAUUUCAAGGAGAAUGCCGAGCAGAUGAAGGAGCUCGUAGAUCGGAUGAGCAAUCUACAUAGCACCAUCUCACAAGGCGGACCACAAAAAGCAAAAGAAAAGCACAUUGCCAGAGGCAAAAUGCUCCCUCGCGAUCGGGUGACAGCCCUGAUCGACCCCGGCACAUCGUUCCUGGAGCUUUCCCCGUUGGCCGGCCACGAGGUGUACCCAGGCGAGGACGUUCCCGCCGGUGGCAUUAUUACUGGAAUUGGAACCGUCGAAGGCGUUACAUGUAUGAUCGUGGCAAAUGACAGCACUGUCAAGGGAGGCACCUACUAUCCCAUCACGGUGAAGAAGCAUCUCCGAGCGCAGGCAAUCGCUCAAGAGAACAAACUCCCCUGCCUCUACCUCGUGGACUCCGGCGGUGCCAACCUCCCCCAUCAGGCCGAUGUAUUCCCAGACAAGGAACACUUUGGCCGCAUCUUCUUCAACCAAGCCCGGAUGAGCUCAAUGGGCAUCCCCCAGAUCUCCGUGGUAAUGGGCCCCUGCACAGCAGGAGGAGCCUACGUCCCAGCCAUGAGCGACGAGACUAUCAUCGUCGAGAAACAAGGCACCAUCUUCCUGGCGGGCCCUCCCCUCGUCAAAGCCGCCACAGGCGAAGAAGUCUCCGCCGAAGACCUAGGCGGCGGUCAACUGCACAGCACCAUCUCCGGCGUAACAGACUACCUCGCCGUAGACGAUGCCCAUGCCCUCAUCCUCGCCCGCAGAUCCGUCGCCAACCUCAACUACCCUAAAACCAGCGUGCCCCUCAAACUCGACGACAGCACCAUCAAAGAACCCCUCUACGACCCCGCCGAAUUGAACGGCAUCGUCGGCACCAACCUCCGCCGCCAGAUCCCCGUCCACGAAGUCAUCGCCCGUAUCGUCGACGGCAGUGAAUUUGCCGAAUUCAAACGCGACUACGGCACCACCCUCGUCACAGGCUUCGCCCGUAUCUACGGCCACCAGGUCGGCAUCGUCGCCAACAACGGCAUCCUCUUCUCCGAGUCCUCCCUGAAGGGAGCCCACUUCAUCGAGCUCUGCGCCCAGCGCAACAUCCCCCUCAUCUUCCUCCAGAACAUCUCCGGCUUCAUGGUCGGCGCCGACGCCGAGAAGGGCGGCAUCGCCAAAAACGGCGCGAAGCUAGUGACCGCAGUAGCCUGCGCCGACGUACCCAAGUUCACCGUUGUCUUUGGCUCCAGCGCCGGUGCCGGCAACUACGGCAUGUGCGGCCGUGCCUACUCCCCAAGGCUAAUGUUCAUGUGGCCCAACGCCAAAAUCGGAGUAAUGGGCUCCGAGCAACUCUCCUCGGUAAUGGAAGCAGUCGGACGCACCGCAGACCCAGCCCUGAAAGCUCGCAUCGACCACGAGUCCGAGGCGAUUUUCUCGUCCGCCCGUCUCUGGGACGAUGGGGUCAUUCCGCCGGCGCAGACGAGACGCGUACUUGGAUUGAGUUUGGCGGCGUCGUUGGGUGGACGGGUUGAUAAGGAUGUGCAGACGCGGUUUGGUGUUUUUAGGAUGUAG
Aspergillus oryzae RIB40 is the source of this 1743-nucleotide messenger RNA. RefSeq names its product putative 3-methylcrotonyl-CoA carboxylase, beta subunit (MccB). Gene Ontology annotation, molecular function: methylcrotonoyl-CoA carboxylase activity. Bases 1 to 1743 code for a protein of 580 amino acids. Gene Ontology annotation, cellular component: methylcrotonoyl-CoA carboxylase complex; mitochondrion. NCBI's taxonomy places the organism in Eukaryota, Fungi, Ascomycota, Eurotiomycetes, Eurotiales, Aspergillaceae. Gene Ontology annotation, biological process: L-leucine catabolic process. The transcript is spliced from 2 exons. The record is from RefSeq and is a predicted model, not a curated record.